This is a messenger RNA of Monosiga brevicollis MX1, 1901 nucleotides long. RefSeq lists its product as uncharacterized. The transcript has 4 exons. The record is from RefSeq and is a predicted model, not a curated record. Gene Ontology annotation, molecular function: ATP binding; nucleic acid binding. Lineage: Eukaryota; Choanoflagellata; Craspedida; Salpingoecidae. Gene Ontology annotation, biological process: ribosome biogenesis. The coding region runs from base 1 to 1866 and encodes 621 amino acids. Gene Ontology annotation, cellular component: nucleus.
AUGGCAGCGCCGUCCGCUGGCAUGGGGAUGGGUAUGGGUUCCGCCUGGCUUUGCCUUCGCGGGCAGACGUGGCGUAAAUGUGUCAACGCUGCAGCUUUAAAAAACAACUCGACGCGGUCCAGCGGCGUGGGGCAACAGCGUAGAAGCAGCAGCCACGUGCUGCGGACCGCUGCCAGCGCCGCCCCGUCACGCGCAGUAGCGCUCUGGCGACGUCGACUGGAUUUGCGCUCGGACCUGAGCUCGCUGAGUGCAGGACAACAACAACAACCACAACAACAAAAACGAACUAUAUUAAACCGGACAGGCGCCGUAGCCUGGCCAGCCCGGCGCUGGCACUCGUCAUCCGCACGACUUGAGUCAUCCGAGCCAGACGAGCUGGCCGCUUUCACCCGCACGGCCAUGGAACCCUCGGACGUCACCGCUGCGUUGGUUGCAAAGGAGGACCGGGCAGAAAGCGGGAGCAGCGAGCCGUCUCACUUCGAGGGAGAUGGCCUCCAGGCUAGCGAGGCCCAGAGUCGCCCUCCACCGCACGCCAAAGGCUUUGGCAUUCAGCUGCACAAUGCCAUGCACUCAGCCUUGGCACGCCUGGGUAUUCACCGUGCCACCGACGUGCAACGUCGCGCCGUGAGCAAAAUUGCCGAGGGCGUCGACGUUCUCAUCACCUCGGAAACUGGGACCGGCAAAACCUUGGCCUAUCUUCUUCCGGCCCUGGCUCGAGUCAUUGCCAACGACUUUCGCGCCCACCAAGUCCUCAUUCUCGUACCCACCCGGGAACUGGCCGUCCAGGUCUACCAGCUGACCCACGAACUCCUCAAGGAUGUCCGCGGCAUCAAGGCCGGCAAAGCCAUCAACUGUUUGGCCCGUGGUCUGCUGGGUGAGAACAAGCAGCUGUCGGAGCGCCACCCGUUUCUGCAGGAGAUUGACAUGUGCAUUUUGGACGAGGUCGAUCAUCUCCUGGACCCCCUGAGCUCAACGGCCAGCCAGCGUCAGAAGAUGCGCCGGCAAAAGCACCCGCGUCCCGCCAGUCAGGUCUUGGAUCGCGUGUAUUUUGGCCGGGAGGUCAAGUAUACAGAGGAACGCGACGAUCUGGAGCCGCUGCGCCGAACUGUGCAGUUGGUCGGGGCCUCGGCCACGCUGGGUCAGCGGGUGAAGCGUGAGCUGCGUCACAAGCGCUGGACGCGCAGCUACGAGAUGGUCAAGUGCAGCGAGAAGAUGCUGGCCAUGCCCACCUCCAUUGUGCACACGGUCAUGUCGCGCUAUGACAUGGAGCAGGUGGGCCGUUCUUUCGGGCCCAACAUGAGCGCUGAGGCGGUGGAGGCUGCGCAGGCCAUGCCAAGCAGCAACGAGCUACUUGAGGACGUCUUGGCCGUCCUACGUUCGGCUCGGCCCGCAUCGGCCUUGCUCUUCGUGCCAACCUCGGUCCCCAUUGCCGACGUGGUGGCGAUGAUCGCGUCGCAGGCCGUGGACCCGAGUCGACCGGAUUCAGCGCUGCGCUUUUCGGCCGUGGCCCUCUAUGCUCACGUACACUUGGUCAAGCCCACUGAGGCGGAGCAGGGGCGCCAGAUUUUGUUGCAGCGCGUGGCUGCCGCUACGCCCGACGCACCCUUGAUCGUGGUGGCCAACAUGGAUGCCGUGCGCGGCCUGGAUCUGCCCGGUGUGGAGUUGGGCCUCUUGGUGGGGACGCCACGUGAUUCGGUGGACUACCUGCACAUUGCCGGGCGCGUUGGUCGCAACCAACGCCGCGGCGUCGUGACCACAAUUGCCUACAACCUGCACCAAGGGGCGCGCAUUCAGCGCCUGGCCAAACAGCUCGAUCUCAAGCUUUUGCACAUGCGCAUCGAUGAAAACGCGUUGCCUCAGGCAUAGUUGGAUGCCCAUCUUGCAUUGUCCAAGUAAUUGAG